This is a messenger RNA of Musa acuminata subsp. malaccensis (wild Malaysian banana), 682 nucleotides long. RefSeq lists its product as uncharacterized. The record is from RefSeq and is a predicted model, not a curated record. Lineage: Eukaryota; Viridiplantae; Streptophyta; Magnoliopsida; Zingiberales; Musaceae.
UUUUCGAAAGGCGGAGUUGGAGAUCGAGAUCGAGAGGCAAUUCCGAAAGCUCCAAGAAUUUGGAGGAGUUGGUGAUUCAGGGAAUGGGAGAUCCCAAGCCGUCCCAUGAGAGGUGCCAUCUCUGCUCGGGGCCUCUCUCCAAGGACCUGGAAACGAGCAGCUGGACCGUCGCACCGUUGAUUCGAGAUGGCUUUUCGAUGAUCGGUACCGCUAUUGGUGGGACUGCGAGUGCAGUUUAUGGAUUUAACCAUGUUAUGCCUAUCGUGAGGAGGUGGGUCAAGGGGCCUAUGUGGUUACAUUUUUUUAUUGGUGUGCCACCUGUAAUUGUUUUCUCAUCAGCUUGUGCUGGAUUGGCAGGAGGGGCAAUGCCAGCACUUGCUCAACUGGUCUCCUCAUCAUACCAUGCUGCUAUGUCAUCAUCAGCACUGGCACAUUCCUCCUCUCAGGAGGAUAACAUGCAUAAGAGAAAAAGUUCGUCCCCUUUAUAAGCCUUGAAGGCGUUCCUUUUUCCCCCUCGAGCAUUUGCUGCUGUGCAUUUGUUCAUCUCGUAUAUGCUUCUCGACUAAGUUUGCUGUCAUAAAUUUCUUCCCUUCUGUUUUAUAAUAGUUGAAAUUAAGAAAUUACAUAUGGACUGUAUGUUAAUAAUUAUUAUUGCUUUUGAACAUUUGGCACAUUUCCAUCU